AUGGUCAGUCGACCAUGUCAGCCACCGCGCCCAAUCGAACUACUCCUACGAGAGAAGUACGACGAAACGGAGAAUCGCCUCGGACACGCCCAAAUCAUCCAGCUCCUGAAGUUCUGUCUCAAGACGUACUUUACAUUCGACGGAACAAUCUACGAGCAGGUGAAGGGAACGCCAAUGGGUUCGCCGAUUUCGGGACUCAUAGCCGAGGCGGUCCUUCAACGGCUGGAGUCGCUGGUUUUCCGACACCACAGACCGAAAUUCUGGGCUCGGUAUGUGGAUGACACCUUCGUCGUCAUCGAACGGGAUCAGGUGCUGACUUUCAAAGAACAACUCAACGCCGUCUUCCCGGACAUUCAAUUUACGAUGGAGGAGGAGGAAAACAAUCAGCUGGCCUUCCUGGAUGUCCUCGUCUGCCGCAAAGACUGUGGUGGCCUAAAAACCAAAGUGUUCAGGAAAGCGACAAAUACGAUGCAAAUACUGAACUUCAAUAGCAACCACCCGAUCAGUCACAAACGCAGUUGCGUAAGGGCGCUAUACCGGCGUGUUGAGACGCACUGCAGUGAAAUGGAAGACAAGGUUGCUGAAUUACAAUAUCUUCGACGGGACACUCGACGGGACCCGGCCAUAAUUUCAAAUUUCAAGAGGCCGAAAUCCUCGCAAGGGGUGACAACCGCGUGA
This is a messenger RNA of Spirometra erinaceieuropaei, 678 nucleotides long. NCBI's taxonomy places the organism in Eukaryota, Metazoa, Platyhelminthes, Cestoda, Diphyllobothriidea, Diphyllobothriidae. The record is from the annotation of a GenBank genome assembly.